Molecule: messenger RNA, 2089 nt
Organism: Amaranthus tricolor (Joseph's coat)
Lineage: Eukaryota; Viridiplantae; Streptophyta; Magnoliopsida; Caryophyllales; Amaranthaceae
Product: sugar transporter ERD6-like 16
Exons: 16
Coding region: 207-1667 (486 amino acids)
Biological process (GO): carbohydrate transport; transmembrane transport
Cellular component (GO): membrane
Molecular function (GO): sugar transmembrane transporter activity
Source: RefSeq, a predicted model, not a curated record
ACGCUAAUCGUCGCUUAUCACCCCUUUUCUUUUCCCUUCCUUUUCACUUCUUUUUUUUUUUAUCUUAUUUUUUAAUUUUCCUUUUUCUUACUAUACACAUAGGAGUAGUUUUUUUUUUUUUUUUUUUUUUGUUUUUUUUGAUCCUAAUUCUUUAUUAAAAGAAAAAGGUUAGUUGAUUAUUAUAAUUUUAAUUAAUAAGAGAAAAAAUGGGGAUUAAAGAAUGGAAGGAUAGCGAAAGGUUGGAAAGUAAUUAUCUUAGUGAUUCGGAAUCAGCAUUGAUGAAAGAAGAAUGGAGGAAUGAAGAAUAUGAUGAUGAAGACGGGUCAAUUACUAUGGUGCUUUUUAGUACUUGCGUCGCUGUUUGUGGUUCUUUCAUCUUCGGAACCUGUGUUGGAUAUUCAGCACCUACACAAUCAGCUAUUAGGGGAGAUCUUAAUCUAUCUCUUGCUCAGUACUCAACAUUUGGGUCAACAUUAACAAUAGGUGCAAUGCUUGGUGCCAUCAGUAGUGGUCCAAUUGCUGAUUUUAUUGGUAGAAAAUGGGCAAUGAGGAUGUCAGCUGGUUUCUGCAUGGCAGGCUGGCUUGCUCUCUAUUUUGCCACGGGAGCAAUGACAUUGGACAUAGGAAGGCUAUUCGGUGGAUAUGGAAUUGGAGUUCUUUCCUAUGUGGUUCCUAUUUUUAUUGCUGAAAUAGCACCAAAAGAGCUAAGGGGAGGCCUUACCACUCUAAAUCAGCUUAUGAUCGUUACAGGAUCAUCUAUCACAUUUUUGAUGGGAUCAAUUAUUUCUUGGCGUGUUUUAGCAUUGGCCGGUCUAGUGCCAUGCAUUGCACUACUUUCAGGCUUGUUUUUCGUACCUGAGUCCCCUCGAUGGCUCGCCAAAGUUGGUCGUCAAAAACAGUUUAAGCUCGCUUUAAGAGUACUCCGAGGCCAAAAUGCUGAUAUUUCUCGCGAAUCAGCUGAAAUCGAGGAUUACCUUGUGAUACUCAAAACCCAACCGAAAGGUGGUGUGCUCGACUUAUUCCAGAGCAAGUACAUUCGAUCUGUUAUUAUUGGAGUAGGAUUGAUGGUAUUUCAACAAUGUGUUGGAAUAAAUGGAAUAGGAUUUUAUGUGAGCCAAACCUUUGUUGAGGCAGGGCUGUCUUCAGGCAAACUAGGAACAAUAGCCUAUGCUAUUGUCCAAGUCCCAAUUACCCUUGUUGGAGCAGUCCUUAUGGACAAAUCGGGAAGAAAGCCUCUUGUCAUGAUUUCCGCCAUGGGAACCUUUGUAGGUUGUUUCCUUGUAGCUACCGGCUUCUUACUCAAGAGCUAUGGCGUUCUUCUAGACUGGGUUCCGAUAUUGGCAGUUGGAGGUGUCUUAACCUAUAUAUCGGCAUUUUCCAUAGGCUUUGGUGGUGUUCCUUGGGUUAUAAUGUCCGAGAUAUUCCCCUUAAAUGUGAAGGGAGCAGCAGGAAGUUUAGUCGUCUUAGUUAAUUGGUCCGGAGCAUGGCUAGUUUCGUACACUUACAACUUCAUGAUGAAAUGGAGUACUUUUGGCACCUACUACAUCUACGCGGCAUUUUGUAUACUGACAGUCCUAUUUGUUGCGAAAUUUGUACCUGAAACAAAGGGGAAAACCCUUGAGGAAAUACAAGAUUCUAUCAACGCCAAAACCGAUGCAAUUUACUAGCAUUUCUGAUUCAUUACAGCGCACGCACGAGUGUGUUCAUGCUCAUCAACAAAAGGGUGAUCUAGUUUCUAAAUUUGGGGGUGAUCAAUCUAUAUGCAGUAUUGAAGCUUUUACUUGCUAUAUAUAGAAUUAUGUACUAUUUAGUAUCAACAAUGUUAGACACUAGGCUACAUUAUUUGUAGUUGAUUAUUGAAGCAUAUAACACAUUUUGUCGGCAUUGGUUAGAGCAUUUUCAUUUUAUGUUGAGAAAUUAUUUUUUUUGAACAAGGUAGAUGCAAAAAACAAACAUGGGACUUAUGUUCUGAUAGAAGGUCUAAAUUGUAAAAGACACAUAAACUAUAUUUUACAGAUAUAUGCUCAACUGAUACGUAAAACUGUUAUCUCUUGAUACCAAUUGUUGGUGAAAAGUAUAGAUUAGAGAA